AUGAGUAUUUCAAAGUGUGCAACAAAGUUUCAAUCAGUUUUCAAUGACAUUUCAACUUGGGAUGGAAGUUUGAAAUAUAGCGAGAUUUUCGAAGUCGAAGGAUUGAAAUGGUAAAUUUUGUUUUUUCUUGAAAAUAUUGAUUUUUUGUUUCAGGGCAGUUGGAAUUGAGCAAAAUGUAGUAGAUAAAGAAAAAUAUCUAUCAGUUUUAUUGAAAAUAGCAAAUAUGGAAGAGGAAAAAGCAGCGGUUUGCCACGUUGAUGCAGGCUUCAGAAUUAUCGAUAAGAGACAUAAUAAACGUGAUAUAUUGAUGAACUUCGAAAGAAAACAAUAUAAUUUCCAAAAUAUCGAGGAAAAAUUGACAUUGGUAUUGUGGAAACAGAUAAUUCAAAGUCAAUAUGAUGAUUGUGAUAGAUGGUAUUCGCAUCAAUAUUUUCCUUCAAACUACAUUGUAAAUGAUUCAAUUGUGAUCGAAACUAACUUGGAUUUUUUAUAUCAAAACUACUCGCAAAAUUCCGGCACUUCUUCGGAUAUCUGCGUCAAAAUCGAAAGUGUCGAUCUUUAUUUGAAGAAAAGCGAUUUGUUCUUGAGUUCCGAAUAUUUCAAUAAUUUAUUCCUAAAGAGCGAGAAUAAAAUUGUACAAAUUGAUGAUAUCAAACUUGCUGAUUUCUUCAAUAUUUUACUCAUUAUUCAUCCAAAAAUAAUGCCAGGAUUUUCGAAAUUCGCGAAAUUUUUAGAACUCGAUGAUUUUGCGAAAUAUGUGGAACUUGCUGAUCGUUUCAAUAUUGAUAUUGUUCAUUCGAAAAUCGCUAUUGCUAUGUUUUCAAUCUUGGAAAAUGUGCCAAAAACAUCUGCCUCUUUCGAUUUUCCGAAAUUUCGUCUGAAAUGUUUGAAAUUCGCUGACAAAUACAAUUAUUUGGAUAUAAUGGUACGUGUUAAAACCAUAUUAAAAGUGUAUGAAAAAAAUUCCUAUAUUUUUGCAGAACCUUUGCCUCAAUUCAUUCGAAAGUAUUGAAGAAAUUCGAGAUGCCUCAAAAUCCAAAGAUUUCGAAAUUUUGAGCCCAGAAACAAAAUCACGUGUUCUUUAUCGUAUUUUGGAGUUCGCCUAG
This is a messenger RNA of Caenorhabditis angaria, 1106 nucleotides long. NCBI's taxonomy places the organism in Eukaryota, Metazoa, Nematoda, Chromadorea, Rhabditida, Rhabditidae. The record is from the annotation of a GenBank genome assembly.